AUACAGUUAUAUUUCCCUUCCACAGAUAUACCCCAACCCUUGGGUUUUUUCCAGUUCCAAGGUAGCUUGAGGUAACCUUGAAAUUGGCAACACUCAUGCAUACCGGAAAUAUGAGAGUGCCCUUCUCCAACAGGAGACCUGCACAGCUUCGUCUUCGGAUCAAGUGUCACAGGUAGUGAAAGUCUGGAGGACAGAAUAUCUACUUAGUUUUAGUUGGAGAGGGUCAGUCAUGGAUGAGGGAACAGCUAAUGGAGUCAUUCACCCAUUGGAUCCUCUUACUCCCUUUGAAACUAAAGAUAGCAAUAGUGCCAGUUACAUCUUCUCAAGGUGUAAUAGCACAGGUUCGCUUCACACACCCACCUCUUCUGCUGCAAAUACCAGUAGGUGUUGUGAAAUAUCAUCAACAGAUGAUGAGGAUAGUGACUACAAGUCUAACAGUCUCAGCUAUAAAGAGAGGCGUCGGGAGGCUCACACACAUGCAGAACAAAAGCGUCGUGAUGCCAUCAAGAGAGGUUAUGAGUCUUUGCAAGAAGUGGUCCCAAAAUGUCAGCAACUUGAUAGUUAUCUUCAGCAGCAGAAAAGGAAACAAGAAGGUGAAUUAGCUCGACUGAGGAAAGAAGUUAUGGCACUGGAAAUCAUGAAGGCAUCAUGCGAAGAGCUGGUUCGAGCCCAUCGAAACAGACCCAUGCACAGCGAGCAACAGAGCAUGCAAGAAUUGCUGUCUGGGAUCCUGGUGCAGCUACCACCAAAUGCUACUCUGCCUCAUCUGCCAUCAUACUCUGAGGGGAAAUUUAAACAUGCAGUUCCAUCAACUGCUCCAUAUUAACCCUCCUCUAUUUCCAAGUUUUUUUUUUUUUGCUUCUUAGCUUUCUUUCCCAUCAAGAUGUAGUUCUGGUCCUGUUUUCUCAUGUUUGUUCAUAUUUGAGUAUUUUUUUUUUUUUUGCCAAGAGGUUUUUGAGACUGAGGCUGAUGCUCAUCACCCCUGAAUAUAUGUGCAAUCCUGAUAUGACGAGAGAUUUGAAAUCCCAGUUCUAGUCAAUAACAAUAAAUUAGGCUGGAAUGGGUCCACCAGGAUCUCGUCCAAGUUCAAAUUAAGAGAAGAGUUUCGCUCAAAUUUCUUCUGCAACAUCUUUAAAUUUUAAUUACCUAUAUGUAGGUGCUGCUUAGUGCAAUCUCCUUGGAAAUGGAACAGAUGUUAACCAUAAAACAUAUGUCUACUAUAGUUAUUCCAGAGAGGAACUCCACUUCCAAAUUGUACUUCUUGAUGAAAUGCAAACUUUUCUAUUUAGCUUCAGUGAAUUUUUGUUACCUGCUAUGUUAGAGCAAUUGAGCUUCUCCUGUGAUAUGAGUUCAUAAGUCUAGAUCAGAUAUUCAGUGGUAAAGUUUUCUGUUCUUAAUUGAGGCAUUCAUAUUGGCAGCAGAGAUGAACUGCAGAUGAAGAUUUGUACACAGUUCAAGAGUCAGAUAUACUGGUCUUUGAAAUUGUUUCCUGCUGGCAUAUGUAGUGUGUGCACAAUGAAUGUUGGAUUUUCACCUUUUCUUUCCUGGGAUGCACCAAUGGCUGAUGAAUGUUUGAGAUUGGGGCCUGGCUUGA
Darwinula stevensoni is the source of this 1594-nucleotide messenger RNA. NCBI's taxonomy places the organism in Eukaryota, Metazoa, Arthropoda, Ostracoda, Podocopida, Darwinulidae. The record is from the annotation of a GenBank genome assembly.